Molecule: messenger RNA, 1791 nt
Organism: Triplophysa dalaica
Lineage: Eukaryota; Metazoa; Chordata; Actinopteri; Cypriniformes; Nemacheilidae
Gene: smim14
Product: small integral membrane protein 14
Exons: 5
Coding region: 186-497 (103 amino acids)
Cellular component (GO): endoplasmic reticulum
Source: RefSeq, a predicted model, not a curated record
UUUGGUUCCCAGAUCUUUAUCAACACACAGACGGAACAGCAGCCGGAGCUGCGGCCCAGUGCCAAAACAGUGUGUACACACAGAACAUCGCACUGGAUUUUUCAAAAUUCACACAUCGGUCCUCCUGAUUUAAACCGAAUGGUCUUAAAUCUCUUCGAGUGAGUUUGUCUAACUAGUCGGAGGGGAUGGCAGAAGGAGGUUUUGACCCUUGUGAGUGCAUUUGCUCUCAUGAACAUGCUAUGAGGAGGCUCAUCAACCUGCUGAGGCAGUCCCAGUCCUAUUGUACAGACACAGAGUGCCUUCAGGAGAUACCAGGCCUAAGCUCCUCAGUUGAAGGGGACAUCACUCUGCCUAUGAUUAUUAUGGGGUGGCUGGUUCUGGCUGUUGUGCUUUUCCUGUUGCGCCCAGCCAGUUUAAGGGGCUCUACAGCCAGUGGCAAGCCUACUGGUCCCCAUGGUAAUCAUGGCAGAGAGCCACCAGCACCACCAGUGGACUAAAAUUUUGCCUAUUGCAGAGGAUGAAUUUUGACCCUGGUUCCCCCGAUCAACUACUGUGACCACAACAAUUUGUCAAUUUCCAUAAUAAUCUUUACAUAUCUCAGAUUUGGGAUUCUUUUGUCUAAUAAUGGUAGGCUUGUCUAUGCAGUCACUUAAUAAGGAUAGAAGGUGUGUUUCUACAAUAUAUUUUAAAAGAAACAAACAAAUUGGUCCAAGCGGUAAAAAUGCUCAAAUAAUAUAGUCUGUUACAAAUCUCAGUCUUACUAUUUCUUACUACAUUUUGAGAGAUUUAUUAGGGAUUUAGCAAAUUGAUAGUGUAAUACAUAAGCCUAUGAGACUUAUCCCUAUAAUAUACUAUAUCUAAUUCUGAAUAAAAAGCAUUAUCUAGAAUAGUUUAAAUAACACCAGGUGAUUUAUUGAAGAACUAGUUGAAGAGAUUCAGAAAGGAUGGUGUUUCUCGUCUUGAAGCUUACACAUUCCAAAGCUAUGACCUCAAAGACACAUGACGUCACUGGUCUGUUUAGGAGUACAAGCCUUGCAUUGGGUAAUUUUAAAAACAUAUUUAGUUAAAAUGAUUCACACAUUUGAGAGUGACUGUAUCCAAGAAGAAUCCACAUAAAUUACGUACAAGAGAAAUAGGGUGUAUUACACAUUGACUUGGCUGUGUUCUCUGUCGUCACAGUUAUGAAUGUUGUCCUUGUCUGGGUUUUGUUACUCAUAGGCAGAGAGAGUUAAAGCUCUAUUACAGACACUUUACCACUUCUUUAUUAACCUUGUAUAUACAUCUUGUAUAUUUAUCUCAAGUAAAUAGCAACGGUUUAUAUUCAUUGAAAAGUGUCAUUCUGACCAGAGUUUUGGUGGGUUUUGGCUACAGGUGGUUCAUCAAAUGAUGGGGGAAUUCUGUUCAAUUUCAGUAAAGAAAAUAUAUAUUUUUGUUUCCCCAGACUUUCAAAAUAAGCUAAAGAAUGGGACUUUUUUAACAUAUUCUCAAAUGUAUCAACUGCACUUUACUAAAUUUGUGCUUUUAUCCUCAAACACAAUAAAGGUGAAAGAAUAUAAAUACAGUUCAAAUUCAAAUGUGGCGUAAUUUACUGAUAAACUGUCCCUGUAUCUACAGUUCUGUAGCAAAGUAGUAAGAGAACAGAAUGGUUAGAUUCAUUUCUGAAGUCAGGGCUUAGUGGAUUUCAGGGCAUUUAAUUGAGUCAAUGUACACUGUACUAAAUGAACGGCUCUGAGAAAGGGCUUGAACUAUGCACUUUUGGUUACUUCAAAUAAAUAUCAUUUAUAAAAAUAA